AUGGAUUCAAUUAACUUCAGCAUCAAAGUGCCACUACUGGAGAAGGCGGCCACAAACGUGAAGGACAUUAUCUCCCACAUCAGACUGAACGAUGGAGUGUACUUCGAUCGAAGCAAAUACAACAAGGAAGAUAUUAUGAACGACCUAAGAAGUAACAAUGUGCAGAAGAAAGUAGAAAGUGUUAAACAUCUUCUCAUCGCCCACGCUAUGAAGGAAGAUGUGUCUGAAUUCUACGUUGAGGUUUCCAAUAAUUUAUCAAAUAAAAAUCGUAUACUAAAGAAGCUCAUCUAUAAUUACUUGUCUCUCUAUUCUGAUCGGAAUUCUGAAUUGAACAUGCUCACUGUGAAUUGUUUUAAGAAGGAUAUUGAGAGUAAGGAUUUUCAAAUCCGAGCGUAUGCCUUGAGGGCCAUGUGCUCCUGUCGGUCACUGGAGAUGAUAACUGUUCUCAUGGACUCACUUAAAAUAAUGGCAAAGGAUAAAUCUCCUUACGUUAGAAAAACUGCCGCCGAUGUUAUUCCUUCUAUAUAUAAUAUCGAUCCAGAUCAAUUGGUUUUUUUACGAAACAUUUUACUUGAUCACAUUAGUGACAGGGAGGUUACUGUCGUUUCCGCCGCUGUGGCUUCCUUCUACACCAUGUGUUUGGUGGUCCCUCCCCAUUGGGGUGAAACCACUGAGGAUGAGUUGGCGCCUGAUCCAGGGGGAGUUACAGAAGGAAAAAAAAUUCAUCAGGAGAGGAUAGCCAAGAAUAACAGUAUUAAUGACAUAACAUCUGCCAAGGAAGGAAAUAAUCAAAGACAGAUUCAUCGACAGAAUCUUCACAAAUGGCUGUCCCUUCUUCAUCCUCACUAUUACAAGCUUUGCAAUUACCUUCUCAUCAUGCACCCCUUCCACCAGACCUACCUAAUUGACUUACUCCUUCGAUAUUGCAGGAUAUUUUACCGAGACCCCCUCACAAAUGAAGAUAUAAACUUUAAGCAACUGCUUCAUUUGUUCAGUUGCUCGGAUGGUGGUGACACGGAGGAGGGAAAGAAAUUGAACAAUCGUCUUGGGGAGGAUUCGGAUUCUCCUACUGUAGAGUGCACUUCUCGCGGGAUAAGCCCAUCCCCAUACCACUCCUACUACCGAACGGAGGAUGAGUGGAAUGACGAGUGGAAUGACGAGUGGAAUGACGAGUGGAAUGACGAGAAUGAGCAGGAAAAGUACUCAGUCGACGUGGAGCUGUACAUUGAGAAGUUGCUUCUCCUGUUAUCCUCCUGUAGUUACAACGUAAUCAUACAAUCCAUUUCAUCUCUGUACCAUCUGACAAAAUUUACCUUCAAGCAAAAUAUCAUACAGGCCAUUAUCGCGUGCAUCAUGAAAAGUUCAAUGGAGGGGGAUGACCACAUGUAUGCUCUCUUUAUUAAAAGCGUACAGUCCAUAAUAAUUUCCUUGAGGCAAGACUUCGCGCCUUAUCUCUCCUUCUUCUAUAUUAGCUCCAUAGAUAGUCCCAUCAAAAAAAAAAUAAAAAUAGAUAUGCUCUAUAUACUAAGUAAUGACAAUAACAGGCCAAUCGUUUUGGAGGAGCUUCUCCAUGCUCUGUUUCAACCGGGAAACGACGAUUUUAUUGUAAAGAAACUUUUCAGACACAUAACUACAGUGGCUGUGAUGGAUUCAUCCUGUCUCUCCAUAGUAAUGCAGUACAUCAUUUCAUUGCUAAACUGCAGUCAUAAGUUGUAUUCCUAUGAAGCCAUUCUCUCGUUAAGGAAGUUACUGAGACAGAGUGACCCAGAGCGUAUCAGCCAAAUAAUUUUUUUCUUGACUCGAAUUUUUUUUACUAUUGAAAUGUCAGAUGUUCAAGCGUCUAUGUUGUGGACCCUGGCUAAGUAUCAGAAUUUCACGGACCAUCUGCUUCUUUUCGAUUUUGCCCGUAUGCUGGUGAAACGCUUUGAACAUAUGGAGGGGGCCCUCAUGGUCCAAGUCCUGCACUUCGUCCUCAAGGUGUGGGCCUACCAGUACGCCAGUUGCUUCGUCCACGGGGAUGAUACGCAAAAUGGUGAAGGGGAAAAUGAUGGAGGGGAAAAUGUUGGAGGGGGAAAUGAUGGAGGGGAAAAUGUUGGAGGGGGAAAUGAUGGAGGGGGAAAUGAUGGAGGGGAAAAUGAUGAAGGGAAAACAGGUGAAGGGAAAACAGGUGAAGGGAAAACAGGUGAAGGGAAAACAGGUGAAGGGAAAAACGGUGAAGGGAAAAACGGUGAAAGGAGAAACGGUGAAAGGAAAAACGGUGAAAGGAAGAUAUGGGAGAGACCCACUACAACCACGAGCGUCUACCAGGAGCAGCACAGAAAACUCACAGACGGAACGGACAACCACGUGAGGCAUCACUUGGAGGACUUUGCCAAUUACGAGCGUUUAUGUAAGCUCAUCCUUCUGCAGGGCUCGCGCCCUGAGGAACGUUUCGACAUCCAAGAGAUGAGCAAAUUUUACGCCAACGUUAUGCUGAGGAUAAGGGAGCUAGGAGACCAAGGUGAUCUCAAGAGAACUUUCUGGCAGAGGGACCUUUACAAAGAACCACUAAACGAGUACACUCUUCCUCUAUGCUACUUGAAGCACGUUCUUCUCACCACCGGCAAUGGAGAUCCUUCAGAGGUGCUCCAUCUCAGUAAGGAAGAGAUGCAGAAUGUGCGCAACUCUCCCUUUGGGAUGGCGCAGGGUGAGCAGUACGAUAAUUACGGAGACUACAACUUCGACUUGAAUAACAACUGCAAUGCUAAUGUAAUUGAUGACUUUGGAGAUGGAGACGCGCAAAUUGACCUGAAGAACUCAACUGUCCUGCAACUGAAUACCAUCUCUAGCAUCAUCAACAGAAAACUUCCAUCCUACGUGGAGUUGCCCGAAUUUGCGGAGGAAGAUUUGCCGAAAAGCGCACACAUAAUAAACAGGAAAAAAACGAAUCAGCCUGUAACGAGUAUCUCUUCGAGGGAUGUACACAUAACCUACAGUCCUCACUUUAGCAAUGGUCAGAUUUUUUCCGAUGUGGAUGAUUUUUACAGGGAGGAAGAGGGAAAUCUGAUUAACAGACAGAUGGAUUGCACAUAUAAUAUAUUACAGAAUGCACACAAACCGAUCCUGCAACCUGCGAAUGGACUGCUAACCAAAAGGGGAACGAGAAUUCAGGGCGAGGACGACGAGUCUGAUGACGAGCAGAAUGAUGCUCCCUUGAAAGUAAACGAUAAUGGUGCAGGUACAUACCUAGGAGACUGCAUCUCCGCCACCCAUUUUUCCAAAAUAGAUGAACAGCAAAUAAAUGACAUAGAAAAGUUCUUCUUCAGUGAUGGGGAAGAUUUUGAACGGGUCGAAUAA
Messenger RNA from Plasmodium knowlesi strain H, 3336 nucleotides. RefSeq names its product AP-3 complex subunit beta, putative. The record is from RefSeq and is a predicted model, not a curated record. The transcript has a single exon. Gene Ontology annotation, cellular component: membrane coat. Bases 1 to 3336 code for a protein of 1111 amino acids. Gene Ontology annotation, biological process: vesicle-mediated transport; intracellular protein transport. Lineage: Eukaryota; Apicomplexa; Aconoidasida; Haemosporida; Plasmodiidae.